AAAUAUGGGUUAAACCAUUGUAGGUCAGAUAACCGAAUAUAAGACAGAUGAACAAUUACCAGAUAGCUUUUAUAAGUUCAACAUAUUGAAACAGGCAAAAUGAAAUUUCUGUUGCUUUUGACUAUCGCCCUGGUUGCCUCAGGCACUAACGCUAAUUUUCUUAGCGGGCUGCAAUCAGUCUUCCAAAAAGUUGGAGACGCCUUUUCGGUAGUUGGUAAAAGUCUUUUGGGACAAUUGGACAAUGUUGGUGGAGUUUUAUUUAAUCAAGUAAAAGAUGCCGGAAAGAAUCUUCUGUCGCAAGGCUUACAAGCCCUUGCUUUGAACACCAUGGGUGCUUUCAAGGGAAACAAAACCACACGCGAAAUCAGUGGUCUUUUACAACAAGUAACCAAAUUCGAAAUCGAAGCCAAAAAAGUAAUUGAAAACGGAGUCGACUCCUUUAAGCCAGUUUUGGCCAACGCCAUAAGCGCCUUCCAGAACGUUAUCGAUAAUGUAGAAAAUGCUAUUGACAACCCCAACGAACUUGUUCAAACCAUUGACAACAUUGUUGGUGUUCACAAUGGUCUCGCUGAUAUGAUCAUGAAAAACCUUGUUUCCAGUCUUAACAAUCUGGUCACCAAAUUCUUCGGAUCUCACAAACGAAACGCCUUCACUGAUGCCAUUACAGGUUUUGGAAGUCAAUUGGCCAAUUUCUUCAAACCCCUUGGCGCUGGAUUUAAAAAUUUGAUAUCAACAACUGGAACCGCUCUGAAGACCGCUGGUACCAAUAUGCUGGAAACUGUUAAAACUUCAGCCACCCAACUCGGAACCAAAUUGGCUAUCCACGGAUUAACUGCCCUCAGUGCUCUUAAAACUGCUACUACUGAUAUCUUCAAACAAACCAGUGACAUUCCUACAGAAACUAUUUAAAUUUUUUUACCUCAACAACCAAGCUGGUAAAGAAAACUGACAUCAGUUAAAAUGCAACAUUAAAUAAAAAUAUGUUACAAUCGGUAUAAA
Molecule: messenger RNA, 999 nt
Organism: Patella vulgata (common limpet)
Lineage: Eukaryota; Metazoa; Mollusca; Gastropoda; Patellidae
Exons: 7
Coding region: 100-909 (269 amino acids)
Source: RefSeq, a predicted model, not a curated record